UGACACCUAGUGGCAGCAAAACUCUGUGGUAACUAUUCUCUUGUCGGAACUUGAGAGUACAUGCUAGUGGAAAAUCGGAAUUAUUAAGAGGACGGACCACCCAACGGAAGCUUAAUCCAAGCUAAACAGUUAGCAUUAGCUGUGUUUACACACUAUGGUAUCCCACAGACAGGCGCGGGUGUGGAGGUACGUAGAAGAAGGCAGUCUUCUGAAGCUGAAGUCGUACCUGCGGAAGCAUCCAGACCUGGACGUGAAUUUUACUCAGGGUAAGAGGCAGAGGAGCCCCUUACAGCUGGCCUGCUCCCUGGAAGACGACGCUGUCCUGCGGCUUCUGCUGAAACACGGAGCCGAUGUUCUCCAGAAAGACCGCAAAGGAGACACGGCGCUGCACGUCGCUGCUAACAGGGCCCUGAAACACGGGAAAACCGUUUACGACGACCUGGUUGUUCCCCUUAAAAAGAGCUGUCCCGAAGCCCUGACUGUUCCAAACAGAGCAGGAGUCACACCACAGGAUCUGCUGAACUGGAUGAAACAGACAGAGGCGCCUAAGGUGAGCCACCAGCCUGCCGCUGAUCCUGAGAAGGCGUGGAUUGAGAAGCUGUUUGGUGAAUGCGAGGAUGAAUUUUGCGACACAUUCGGAGUGUAUGACGCCGAUGAUUUUCUUCCCGUCGACGAAGACGACCAGGAUUUUGGGGACUGGGCCGAUCGGAUCAGGAGGGAGUAUUUUAGUAAAAAACAUGCGGAAGCUCAAAGACUGGCAGCAGCGGCGUCCGCUGGACAGAAAAAGCAGAAGGGCAGGCAACAGAAGGAACGGGAAGCAGAAAGUUAUAAGGAGCUGCAUGAAAGGCUGCAAAGGGAACACCAGGAGUAUCUGUCUCGGGCGGCGCGCAAAGAGGAGGAGACUCGGCUGGGGAAGAAGCGUCGCUACGAUGAGAAGUGCGCUGCCACCUUUAGUGGCGCCUCCUCGUCCACCAGCACAAAGCUGAGCUACAGCGACAUCCCCUGGCCAUCUCCCAAAGGCUCGGUCCAGGAGAUGGUGGAGGUGAUGCUGCACGGCGUGGACCGAAAGGACACCGGGGUGCUCCGUAAAGCGAUCCGGAAGCAGCAGGCGCUGUGGCACCCGGACAAAUUUGCUCAGCGGUGUGAAGCUCGACUAGAAGAGGGGGACAAACGGCGGAUCCUGGAUACGGUCACGGCCCUCUCGCAAGAGCUCAACGGACUGGCUCAGAGCCUGAGGACUUGAAGUCAAGACAAAUAAGAUGUCUUUUUGUCCAUCAGUUGCCUGGAUAUUGUAAACAUUGAAAGCACUCACAGGUGACAGUCAUACAUUUUGUAGGCUCUAAAUGGAAGCAAAAAGACAAGACUUGGCAUAUGUGGGUCAUUAAAGAAUUCUAAAAUAGGCUUAUCAUGAUGCUGAAUAUCAGACUGUUGCAUCAACAGAUAAGAUUUUAUUUGGAUGGCUUCGUCAAUAAAUUGAUGCAAUACUGCUGAUCUCAUGUCGAAAGAUGCCAAAACAACUCGGAAAUAAAAACACGUGAAUGUUAAUUAUUCAGAAUAUUUGUUUUAGCCUUAAAUGAGCGUGGUGUGUUAUUAAAUCUGCAGUAACAUUUCAGUUUCACCAGCUGUAAUGUUUUUGUUGUGUCGUGUCUCAUCCAAAACGUGGUUUUCAUUAAUUUCAACAUCCAAUGGUAAUUCAUCUUAAACUGAAUUUUAUGCUA
This is a messenger RNA of Menidia menidia (Atlantic silverside), 1718 nucleotides long. The record is from the annotation of a GenBank genome assembly. Lineage: Eukaryota; Metazoa; Chordata; Actinopteri; Atheriniformes; Atherinopsidae.